This is a messenger RNA of Neoarius graeffei (lesser salmon catfish), 1657 nucleotides long. RefSeq names its product solute carrier family 18 member B1 (gene slc18b1). Lineage: Eukaryota; Metazoa; Chordata; Actinopteri; Siluriformes; Ariidae. Bases 19 to 1341 code for a protein of 440 amino acids. Gene Ontology annotation, biological process: transmembrane transport. The record is from RefSeq and is a predicted model, not a curated record. The transcript is spliced from 14 exons. Gene Ontology annotation, molecular function: transmembrane transporter activity.
ACACACCACAGUGCAGACAUGUCUCUCUCAAAGAUGAGUCGUCAGCAGCUCCUUACUUCAAUUGCUAUGGCGUCCAUAAACUUCAGCUCAAUGAUAUGCUAUUCAAUAUUAGGACCAUUUUUUCCACCAGAGGCAGAGAGAAAAGGAGUAAGCCAAGCAAUCAUUGGGUUAAUAUUUGGAUGCUAUGCUUUCUUCACUUUGAUUGGAUCAUUGAUCUUGGGGAAAUAUAUUGUCCAAAUCGGAGCUAAAUGCAUGAUAAUUUCAGGCCUGUUAAUUUCAGGAUUAACUACUGUAGUCUUUGGAUUCCUAGAUAGAGCUCCUGAUGGAACCAUCUUCAUCGUGCUCUGCUUUAUCAUAAGGUCUGUGAAUGCAGUGGGCUUUGCUGGUGCUGUAACGUCCUCUUUUGCUGUGUCAGCAAAAGUGUUUCCUGACAAUAUAGCAACAGUUCUGGGCUUUAUUGAGAUUUUCACAGGAAUGGGUCUCAUACUGGGACCACCUUUGGGUGGAUGGAUGUAUCAGGCAUUUGGAUAUGAAAUUCCAUUCGUUGCUUUGGGAAGUGUUCUGUUUUUGACUGUUCCCUUAACCAUGUGGAUUUUGCCAAACUUUGAUGCAGUUGCCUCACACGGCUCCUUCUUGAAGCUCUGCUCAGGAGUGAAGAUGAUUCUCAUUUGCUUUGUGGUGUUCACACUGAGCUCAGGACUCGGCUUUUUGGAUGCAACCCUAUCAAUAUUUGCCAUGGAAGCAUUUCACCUGAGUGCUGAAUCUGUGGGGCUGCUCAUGGUUGCAGUGUCGUUACCCUAUGGUGCUGCAUCCCCCAUCCUUGGGAUAAUAAGUGAUAAGUAUCCAUUCAGCAGAAGGUGGAUGAUGGCGAUAGGAGGAAUGGCAACAGGAGUUGGCUUUUGUUUACUGGGUCCUAUUCCUGUCUUUCAUAUCAAGAGUGAGCUUUGGCUUACUGUUGUCAUGCUGGUGGUCAUCGGGUUUUCUCUGUGCAUGACCUGUAUCCCCACCUUCACUGAGAUGCUCAUCUGUGCACAUGAAAAUGGAUUUGAGGAAAGCUUAAGCACACUGGGUUUGGUAUCAGGACUGUUUUCAGCUGUGUGGUCUGCAGGGAUGUUCUUUGGGCCCACUAUUGGUGGAUUCAUCACACAGAAAGUGAAUUUUGCAUGGGGUGCAGGUUUUCAAGGAGGGAUCACCUUUAUUGCUGCCUUCCUACUCAUGUUAUUUUUAGCCAAAGAAGAAGUACACAAGAAAGGAUUUCAGAAAAUCAAUGGGGCUGAAUGCACAUUGUACACUGGGGAAAAAUCCCCUCUUCUCUGCUCAUCUUCAGAAACUUCUGUUUGAUUAUGUACUCUAAUUGCUGACCAAGCUGAAGUUAUCUGUGGUGCAUUGGUACAUCACUAUGUGGAAACGAGUAUUGUCAAUACAAAGAAAUUUAAUUCUUCAUAUUAAUAGCUGUGUUGUGAAAACACAAAUGCUUUAGAGCAAGAAAAUGCUUUUAACCUGGGAAUAGCAAACGUGUGGUGGACAAUCAGGUGCUAUUCAUUUGUAAAGCAAGUUUAUUGUAUUUGAAAUGUAUUGGGACUCCAAAACCUAUAGUUAUAACUUUAUCCAUUACAGAGGGUUAAGUUGCACAGAUUACGUAAAAAAAAGUUUUGAU